GUGUAGAACAGUGUUCAUCAUGGCCGUGCUUCAACCACGUCUACCGUCCGCUCUGCUAGCUGCUAUCGGCGCUUACCUACUGCUAGUGCCGCCGGCGGCGGUGUCUACAGCCGAGGGGGACACCAACAGGUUCCGGGAUCCAUCUAUGAUCCAGGAUAGAGGUCACCUGAAGGAGCACGUACAAGAGUUGACAGAGGAACAGAUUAGCCAGAUGUCACCGGAAGAACUGGAGUGGCACUUCUUUAAAUCCCACGACAGCGACAAGAACCUGAAGUUGGACGGACUGGAGAUCAUGGCCGCCAUGGAACAUAGAUCUGAGUAUAGCUAUCCACCGGAUCCUAACGAAAGGAUAGAAUAUUACACAGGUUUGGUGGACCAGAUCCUAGAGGAAGAUGACACAGAUAACGACGGGAUGAUGAGCUACAUCGAGUACGUCAUGUCAACGCGCAAGUACAGGGAGGCGAACGCAAAGGCGAAUAGAGAAAACCAGUAGAGACAAACAGGAGUUCUUUAAGCUACGGCAAGUAAUUAUUAUGGAUGACAUCAGCGCGCGCAUUAAUGUUCGCCUGAUUUAAAAAAAAAAACAAUAAAUUUUGUUGCCUUCUAACAAAGGUCAACAUGC
Molecule: messenger RNA, 622 nt
Organism: Branchiostoma belcheri (Belcher's lancelet)
Lineage: Eukaryota; Metazoa; Chordata; Leptocardii; Amphioxiformes; Branchiostomatidae
Product: multiple coagulation factor deficiency protein 2 homolog
Exons: 4
Coding region: 20-493 (157 amino acids)
Source: RefSeq, a predicted model, not a curated record